Messenger RNA from Tetrahymena thermophila SB210, 495 nucleotides. RefSeq lists its product as hypothetical. NCBI's taxonomy places the organism in Eukaryota, Ciliophora, Oligohymenophorea, Hymenostomatida, Tetrahymenidae. The transcript has a single exon. The record is from RefSeq and is a predicted model, not a curated record.
AUGUAAUAACCAGAAUCAUAUAAGAAUUCUGAUUAUAAGGGACAUAUAGGUUUCUUGCUAGAUACAAAUAUUAAAAUGAACAUGGAAUAAGAAUUGUAAAACAAUAAUUUCCAACUAAAAUUAUAAUAAGAAAAAAUAGGAAAAGUUUUCAACUAUCUCAACUAAUGUAGCAGAUUGGAUUCAUCUCUAGUUGAGUAUUAGCAAUGGUAUAAGGAGAGAUCUUAAAAUCCACCUAGCAAUCAAGAAAUUAUAGACUUCAUAAUUAAAAAAUCUGAAUUUUUCUUCAUUAUUAAGUAUAAUGAUAAUUAAAAUAAAAACAUACACUAAGAUUUUAGAAAACAAGAAAUAUUUAAUGUCAAGGAGAAUUUCUAAUAUGUUAAAUUAUUCGGAGAUAUAAUCCAAGAUUUUAUGAAGAAAGAAAGCAAUAUCAAUAACGUAAAGUAUAUUCCUGAACUCAGAUAAUAAUAAUCUUCUAUAGUAAUUUAAGCUGGAUGA